This is a messenger RNA of Fundulus heteroclitus (mummichog), 1034 nucleotides long. RefSeq names its product trafficking protein particle complex 3 (gene trappc3). Gene Ontology annotation, biological process: endoplasmic reticulum to Golgi vesicle-mediated transport; intra-Golgi vesicle-mediated transport. The transcript has 5 exons. NCBI's taxonomy places the organism in Eukaryota, Metazoa, Chordata, Actinopteri, Cyprinodontiformes, Fundulidae. The record is from RefSeq and is a predicted model, not a curated record. Gene Ontology annotation, cellular component: cytosol; cis-Golgi network membrane; TRAPP complex. Bases 140 to 682 code for a protein of 180 amino acids.
GCUUCUAUCCUGCUAGCUUUGCACAAGAGGAAGUGUGUGACCGAACCACUGGUUACGGAACUAAGAGCUUAGCCAGAAUCAAAUAAAUAAAGGAUUAAUCUCGAAUUACCUCCCACGUAAUCUGGUAACUCUUUCCACGAUGUCUCGACAGUCCAACCGAACCACAGACAGCAAGAAAAUGAACUCUGAGCUGUUUACUUUGACCUAUGGGGCCCUGGUGACCCAGCUUUGUAAAGACUAUGAAAACGAUGAGGAAGUCAAUAAACAGCUGGACAAGAUGGGAUACAACAUCGGAGUGCGUCUGAUCGAGGACUUCUUGGCGCGCUCCACCAUCGGCAGGUGUCAGGAUUUCCGAGAAACUGCCGACAUCAUCGCGAAGGUUGCAUUUAAGAUGUACAUGGGAAUUACCCCCAGCGUGACCAACUGGAGUCCAGGAGGUGAUGAAUUUUCCCUCAUUCUGGAGAAUAACCCGCUGGCUGACUUCGUGGAGCUGCCCGACAACCACAGCUCCCUCAUUUACUCCAACCUACUGUGUGGGGUCCUCAGAGGAGCCCUGGAGAUGGUCCAGAUGGCAGUGGAUGUGAAGUUUGCCCAGGACAGUCUCAGAGGGGACAACGUCACAGAAAUCCGCAUGAAGUUUAUUAAGAGGAUUGAAGAAAACCUCCCGGCCGGAGAGGAGUGACGGGGAAAAAACAAAGACACUUUUAUUUAGUUUCGGUGUAUUUUUUUCAGUUGUGUGGCAUGUUUAUUAAUUUAUGUACAUCAUUUUGUCGAUUAAAUCAACAAUAAUCAAUGUAUGUUAUGUGAUCCUUUAAUCACUGGGACAUUUCCGAACUUGAUUUUUUUAAAUGGUUACAGCAGUGCUCCUAAAGCCAGACAUAUAGGUUUGAACUUUUUUUACAUUUUGUCAAAUUACAACACCUUUAUUUCAUGUAAUCUUUUUGGCUUUUCUGUGUACGACAGAGGGGACGCUAAGUCGUGAGUCCUUUUUAAAGUGAAAGGACGACGAUGAAUAAAGCUUUUCUAUUUAUACA